AUGAGCAAUUCUGGGGGCGAUGCCGCCAUCAUCGUGGGGUACCUGCUUGCGACGCUGGCAAUCAGCAUCAUGGGCCUCCGGCUCUAUAUGCGCCGCUAUCGACGACAGUCCUUCGUCAUCAGCGACUACAUAACCCUUUUCUGCUGCCUUCUUUUGGUCUAUAUCAUGAAUAUCACUCUUGUUUUCGGGACGCUUGGUAACGUUGCCGUCACAUAUAUGGCGGGCGAAGUACCGAGUCGCGCCGAUAUUAAGCGUUCCCAGAUGAGCAGCAAAGUCACUUAUGCUGGUGCGAUCAUCUACUUCACCUAUAUUUGGUGCCAGAAGGCCGUCGUUCUCUGCUUCAUCAACCGACUUCUAGGGGUGCUUCCGUGGCCAUACAUAUGGAUUCGCGUUAUGUGGGCCAUACUAUGCGUCACCUAUAUAACGUUGCUCCUUCUCUUCCUCACCGUAUGCAGACCACUGAGUCUGUACUUCCAGGUCUAUCCCGAUCCAGGUCCUUGUAUCAGAUCGACAUACCACAUAUCGGCCCAUGCCGUUUUCAACUGUGUCACCGACUUAAUGCUGAUUAUUCUUCCGAUUCACUGGCUUCUUAAGAUUAGGCGUCCCUGGUACAAACGGGCCCAGCUCAUUGGCCUCUUCUCCAUCGGCAUAGUCCUCGUGGUGAUUUCUGCUCUUCGUUUCCCAUUCCACCAAGGUUCACUCGACACUUCCUUGCAGACAAUAUUGAGCCCCAUAGAGGAACUUCUUUCGGCCCUAGUUGCCAACGUGCCCACAUUGUACAGCCUCCGACGGGCCAGGCAGCCAGAGACGCCCCCACACCCUACGCAACCACCCCCGAAGAGAUUCCCACGAGCGGUCGACAGCAUCAUAAUCAUGCAGACUGUGGAUGUAGAGGAAUCCCGUACGGAUGAUCAGACACUCUCCACGACAAUAACCGAUCGAGCGUUAUCCACUACUAUGGCCGAUCGGGACCUGAACGACGACAGCGACGGACACCUUGUUCGCAAUGGUCCAGAAUGA
This is a messenger RNA of Aspergillus tubingensis, 1020 nucleotides long. RefSeq lists its product as uncharacterized. The record is from RefSeq and is a predicted model, not a curated record. The transcript is spliced from 4 exons. Lineage: Eukaryota; Fungi; Ascomycota; Eurotiomycetes; Eurotiales; Aspergillaceae. The coding region runs from base 1 to 1020 and encodes 339 amino acids.